This is a messenger RNA of Histoplasma mississippiense, 1017 nucleotides long. RefSeq lists its product with no specific name. NCBI's taxonomy places the organism in Eukaryota, Fungi, Ascomycota, Eurotiomycetes, Onygenales, Ajellomycetaceae. The transcript has 3 exons. Gene Ontology annotation, molecular function: NADP binding; NAD binding; protein dimerization activity. Gene Ontology annotation, biological process: L-threonine biosynthetic process. Bases 1 to 1017 code for a protein of 338 amino acids. The record is from RefSeq and is a predicted model, not a curated record.
AUGGAUGGCAUCACUGAUCCUUGCCUAGGCGUCCUAGGAGCCACCGGUGCAGUUGGGACUCGGUUCGUCCUGCUGCUGGAGAAAAAUCCCUUACUCGAACUGGUAGCUGUAGGUGCCUCAGAGAGGUCAGUGGGUAAAAAGUACUGCAAUGCUGUGCGCUGGAAGCAAUCAUCCCCAAUUCCAGCUCAAGUUGCAGACUUCACUAUCCGACCUUGUACCCCAUCUGAAUUCCCAGACUGCGACAUCAUAUUCUCCGGCUUAGACCCUGAUGUUGCUGGGGAUAUUGAGAUGGCAUUUCUCAAGGCAGACUUUGCAGUCUUUUCCAAUGCAAAGAAUCAUCGGCUAGAUCCUAUGGUACCACUUGUGAUACCCUUAGUCAAUAUGGGGCAUGUCGACGUGAUUCCAGCCCAGAGGAAAAGUUAUGGCCUUCAAAAGGGAAUGAUUGUUUGCAAUUCAAAUUGCGCGGUCGUGGGAUUGGUAAUUCCAGCCAAAGUGCUUAUUCAGAAAUUCGGCCCUAUUGAGUCUGUGAGCAUGGUAACCAUGCAGGCUGUGUCAGGAGCAGGCUAUCCUGGCGUCAGCAGUAUGGACAUCUUCGAUAACAUCGUUCCCCACAUCCCUGGUGAGGAGGGCAAGAUCUCCUCAGAAGCGCGAAAGAUUCUAGGCAGGUUGAACUCUGAUCUGGCAGGGUUCAGUGAUCAGCAUCCCCUUCGAAUUUCGGUUGCAUGUAAUCGAGUCCCUGUCCUUGAUGGCCAUACCGUGUGCGCAUCAUUGCGUUUCUUAAAUCGACCUGCACCAACGGUAGAUCAGGUCCGUGAUGCAUUCGUUGAGUACACAUCAGAGGUUCAAUUGCUAGGGUGCCCAUCUGCUCCAAAGCGUGCCAUUCAUGUUUUAGAUGAAGUGGAUAGGCCACAACCUCGUCUUGACAGAGACGCUGGGGGAGGCUACACAAUCAGCAUAGGCAGAAUCAGAGCAGAUGAGAGUGGGGUCUUUGACAUUCAGCUGAAAGUGUCAUUCUGA